Lolium perenne is the source of this 876-nucleotide messenger RNA. Its product is annotated as ethylene-responsive transcription factor ERF020-like. Gene Ontology annotation, molecular function: DNA-binding transcription factor activity; DNA binding. NCBI's taxonomy places the organism in Eukaryota, Viridiplantae, Streptophyta, Magnoliopsida, Poales, Poaceae. The record is from RefSeq and is a predicted model, not a curated record. Gene Ontology annotation, biological process: regulation of DNA-templated transcription.
CACACGGCUGUAGGCUGUCUUACUGCACCUAUCCACUCACAGGUCACAGCUCGAUAGCAAGGUCAAACUCCAAGCCGAUUCGAUCCUUCAUGCAUGCAUGGUCAACUCGUUUGUGGGUUGACCUCUCGCACCUAUAUAGAGCGCAGUACGUACGAACUCAUGCAAGCUCGACCGGUGCAGCAGCUAGCAGCCAGCCAGAGAGUCAACUGAAGAUUAGCUCGGCGUCCCGGAGGUCAGCUUGAUCGAUCAUCGCGGCGAUGAGCCGGGCGGAGGCGGAGGAGGAGCGGUGCCGGUACAAGGGCGUGCGGCGGCGGCGGUGGGGGAAGUGGGUGUCGGAGAUCCGGGUGCCCGGGACGAGGGAGCGCCUGUGGCUCGGCUCCUACGCCACGCCCGAGGGCGCCGCGGUGGCGCACGACACCGCCGUCUACUUCCUCCGCGGCGGCCUCCUCGCAGACAGUGGCGCGUCGGCGCUCAACUUCCCGGAGCGCGCGGCCGCCGCGUACGGCACCGGCUCCGUCGCGCCCCUGUCGCCGCGGUCCGUGCAGAGCGUGGCGUCCGACGCCGGCAUGGCCGCCGACGCGCAGCUCGUGGCGGCGCGGGACAGCGCGGCCGAGGCCGCCGCCACCGGGCCGAGGCAGUACGCGGAGCUGCGCGCCGGCGCCGGCGCCGCGCAGGGUGGCGCGAACGCGUACGCGUACACGCAUAUGGGCGGCGGGUAUAGUGGCGGCAGCAGUGGCGGCAGGGAGCAGCUCGUUCACGGGGACAUUAGCGUCGAUGACAUGGAGAUUUUGAUGUAAAAGCAUACAUACUCAAAUUUUUUAAGACCAGUACAGUCGAAUUAGCUAUGCAAUGAAUAAAGAUUACGUCGUCGAACAA